Arabis nemorensis is the source of this 276-nucleotide messenger RNA. NCBI's taxonomy places the organism in Eukaryota, Viridiplantae, Streptophyta, Magnoliopsida, Brassicales, Brassicaceae. The record is from the annotation of a GenBank genome assembly.
AUGUCUGAGGAAGAUCUUCAAGGGCCUGACACUUCAGGGAAUUCUUCUCAACGCUCUACUCAGCGGACACUAACCAUCGAAGAAAAGAAUGAGAUAUUCCGCAAGUGUACACAGACUUAUUCAAAAGGAGUCGUCUUUGGACUUGGGGAACUACCUCUGAUGGUUCAAAGCGGAAAGGGGAAGGAGAGCUUUGCAAGCUCCACUGUGCCGGAACUCUCACAGAUCCAAGACCAACUUCAGGAAGCGCAGCGUAAGAUUGAUGCUCAAGAGGCAUAA